AUGUCGGGGAAGCCCAGGCUGAUCUACUUGGAUGGCAGGGGGCGGAUGGAAUCCACACGAUGGCUGUUGGCAGCAGCUGGUGUGGAGUUUGAGGAAGUUUAUCUGGAAACUAGAGAGCAAUAUGAAAAGCUAAUCAAAGAUGGAGACCUGAUGUUCCAGCAAGUGCCGCUGGUUGAGAUGGAUGGAAUGAAGCUGGUGCAGACCAGAGCCAUCAUGAGCUACAUAGCAGGGAAAUACAAUCUCUAUGGGAAAGACUUGAAGGAGAGAGCCCUGAUUGACAUGUAUGUGGAAGGAGUAACAGAUCUGAUGCUAAUGAUUUUGAUGUUUCCUUUCUCUCCACCUGAGGCAAAAGAGAAAAAUCUUGACUCACUUAAGGACAGGGCAAUUAACAGAUAUUUCCCAGCCUUUGAAAAGGUUUUGAAACAACAUGGCCAAGACUUUCUUGUGGGCAACAAAAUGAGCUGGGCAGAUGUUCAGCUAAUUGAAGCUAUAUUAGCAGUGGAGGAGAAAAUACCUGCUGUGCUGUCGGGGUUUCCCCAGUUGCAGGCUUUUAAAAAAAGAAUGAGCAAUGUUCCUACAAUUAAGAAGUUUCUGCAGCCUGGCAGCCCGAGGAAACCCCCGCCAGAUGAACGCUACGUAGCAACUGUGAAGAGGGUGUUCAAGAUAUAA
Messenger RNA from Chaetura pelagica (chimney swift), 669 nucleotides. Its product is annotated as glutathione S-transferase 3-like. Bases 1 to 669 code for a protein of 222 amino acids. Gene Ontology annotation, molecular function: glutathione transferase activity. The record is from RefSeq and is a predicted model, not a curated record. NCBI's taxonomy places the organism in Eukaryota, Metazoa, Chordata, Aves, Apodiformes, Apodidae. Gene Ontology annotation, biological process: xenobiotic metabolic process; glutathione metabolic process. The transcript is spliced from 6 exons.